Molecule: messenger RNA, 801 nt
Organism: Bufo bufo (common toad)
Lineage: Eukaryota; Metazoa; Chordata; Amphibia; Anura; Bufonidae
Product: cancer-related nucleoside-triphosphatase homolog
Exons: 5
Coding region: 106-687 (193 amino acids)
Molecular function (GO): ATP hydrolysis activity
Source: RefSeq, a predicted model, not a curated record
UCAUCACGGUCAUGAAGCAGCAGCUCCAGGCCAGACAGGAGCGUGUGAACAGGCGGUGCCCGCGGCUGUGACGUCACUCGUCCAGUACCUGGCCUGUGUGAAGCCAUGCACAGGCACGUGUUUCUGACCGGACCUCCAGGUAUUGGAAAGACAACUUUAAUUCAAAAAGUCUCUGAAGUGCUGACGUCCUCAGGCGUUCCUGUGGAUGGAUUUUACACAGAAGAAGUCAGGCAGGGGCCUAGAAGAGUCGGAUUCGAUGUUGUUACCAUGUCCGGAAAUCGAGGAAAACUGGCAAGAAUUAGUGGGAGCAAUGAGAGCAGUAAAUACAGAGUUGGCCAGUAUGCCGUGGACAUCGCUUCAUUUGAGCAAUUGGUGAUUCCGCUUUUGGACAACCUUAGGUCACCCAGAAGCUCACCACGCAGACCUGUGUGUGUUAUUGAUGAAAUUGGGAAAAUGGAGCUAUUUAGCCAACCAUUUAUUUCGGGUGUGAAGAAAGUUUUGGAUAACUCCUCUGUUGUGGUGUUCGGAACAUUGCCAGUAUCCAGAGGGAGAACUCUGCCGCUAGUUGAGGAAGUAAGACAUCGACAGGAUGUUAAACUGUUCACUGUUACAAGAGAAAAUAGAGAAGACAUAUUGCAUGAAAUCGUGACUUCAAUACAAGACUGCUGUACUGGAAAAUCCAAAUGAGGAUUAAACAUUGUACUGAUGAACACUUGAAAUAAACCCACGCUACAUAACAUUGUCAAGAUCUGUAUGGCGAUGUCCUCAUAUCAAUCUGUGAAGAUAAUAUGACACUAAAGG